UGGACUUCCAGACUCAGCUGGGCUCCAGUGCCCUUCUCUGUCUUGGUCUUGGAGCCUGAGGGGAGAGUGAAAAUGAUGUUUGAUCGCUGCUGCCAGAGAGAGAGGCUCUAUAAGACCCUAUACAUAGUACACAUCUUCAUUCUUGCAGGAGCGGUGUACUACUAUUUUCACGGGUCUGUGGGGAAAACAGCCCCUGACCAUGAGAUUGUUGGGGAAUCAUCCCAGCCCAUAGGGAAGACCUUAAGGCCAGUGUGGGGGCUGAUGGAUAAGUGCUACCCUGUGACCACUCAGAGACGUAGAGUUAAGAGUGGGAAGAAGCAAGCCUCUGAGGCCAUGACCCCCAAGGCAAUGGGAGGACUGAAUGAUGCUGCCCCCAAGGAGGAGACUGACAUCUUGUCUCAGGAUGAAGGGGAGGGAAGUAAAAAGAUCCGGAAGGAGAUGGCUGUACAUCCUGCUGAGGCCUCUGAGGUGGAGAGCAAGGAGGAAAGGCCCGUGGGUAGGGUCCCCCAGCUCCUGAGGAAGCUGUGGCUGGGCUGGUUCCCAGCCUCUGACGUCCCCGAGACUCUGAACCACGAAUGACGAAGUAUCAAUAAAUCCACAGAGUUGCUGCUUCUGCAGA
Molecule: messenger RNA, 619 nt
Organism: Equus caballus (horse)
Lineage: Eukaryota; Metazoa; Chordata; Mammalia; Perissodactyla; Equidae
Source: RefSeq, a predicted model, not a curated record